Messenger RNA from Eleginops maclovinus (Patagonian blennie), 2058 nucleotides. Its product is annotated as N-fatty-acyl-amino acid synthase/hydrolase PM20D1.2-like. Gene Ontology annotation, molecular function: hydrolase activity, acting on carbon-nitrogen (but not peptide) bonds, in linear amides; metallocarboxypeptidase activity. NCBI's taxonomy places the organism in Eukaryota, Metazoa, Chordata, Actinopteri, Perciformes, Eleginopidae. The record is from RefSeq and is a predicted model, not a curated record. Gene Ontology annotation, biological process: amino acid metabolic process.
UAAUUUAGCCUGCAAAGAGCCACAGUGAACGUUUUCCGCCGUCAUAACAGACGACAUGACAGAAUCGGGGCAAAAGUUCAAAAUAUUCAAGUUUUUAAAGAUCGUUAUUUGUAGUUUCCUCAUUACAUGCCUGCUGUUGUUUACUAUAGCAUCUAUCAGGACUCUUUCACUGGACCUUAAUGUCGGACUUCAACUCGCACGUUGGGAAAAGACGAAUAACAUCUCGCUUGUCAUAGACCACCACCAGAGAGAGGAGCUUCUUGCACAUUUUAAAGAAGCUAUCCGGAUCCCCACAGUGUCAUUCUCAGAGAAGGAGAGCAACACCACCGCGCUGCUUGAAUUUGACAGGCUGCUCCGAGAGGCCUUCCCAACAGUUUUCUCUUCAAGCUUGAUUCGCCAUGAAUUGGUGGCCAACUACAGCCACCUGUUUUGGGUGCAAGGAUCACAUCCUGACCUGGUGCCAUACCUGCUGCUCGCUCACAUCGAUGUAGUACCUGCCUCAGAAGCGGAUGGCUGGGAGGCGCCACCAUUUUCUGCCCAGGAGAUUGAUGGCUUCAUCUAUGGAAGAGGGACCAUAGACGACAAGAGCCCUGUAAUGGGAAUACUCCAGGCACUAGAGUACUUGCUGAAAAAAGGCUAUGCUCCACGCAGAGGAUUUUACAUCGGUCUUGGUCAUGAUGAAGAAGUCAGUGGUUUCAAGGGGGCGUUGAACAUAGUGCGUAUAAUGAAGCAGCGCAGUGUGCGGCUUUCGUUUGUCCUGGACGAGGGCCUUGCUGUACUUGACGGAGUCAUCAGUGGUCUUCAAGGACCUGCUGCGCUAAUUGGAAUCAGUGAAAAAGGUUCAGCGACUGUAAAACUUAGUGUGUCUAUGGCCCCUGGUCACUCCUCAAUGCCUCCGCGUGAGACCAGCAUUGUCUUGGCUGCAGCAGUCAAAAGACUAGAGGACAACCCUAUGCCGAGAUUAUUUGGUCAUGGGCCUGAACGCGAAACAUUUGAGCACCUGGCGCAAAAGUUUGGGCUCCCAAUGAAGUUCAUAAUGUCAAAUUUGUGGCUGUUUGCCCCACUUCUUGGCAGGAUACUUGAAAGAAAACCAGACACUAAUGCUUUUGUAAGGACAACCACAGCAGUCACCAUGUUUAAUGCUGGAGUUAAGGUGAAUAUCCUCCCUUCCCUUGCUGAAGCUUAUGUAAAUCUACGAAUCCACUCGGCACAGUCAUUACAAGAGGUCCUGGACCUUAUCCAGUCUACAGUGGGUGACCAACGAGUGAAGAUAGAGCUUGUUGAUGGGUUUGACCCUCUGCCUGUGAGCUCUGCAGAUGAAAAGUCCUUUGGUUUCCAGAUCAUUAAGAAGACAGUGCUGGACAUCUUUCCAACAGUCACAGUUGCUCCAGGUAUCUGUAUUGGGAACACAGACAGUCGACACUUCAAAGACCUGACAAAUGACAUUUAUCGCUUCGCCCCUGUCUGGUUUAAACCAGGUGACGCUCAGAGAUUCCAUGGGAUCAAUGAACGGAUUUCCAAAAAGAACUAUGAGGAGCUUGUAGUAUUUUACUUCAGUCUGAUUCAAAACUGUGAUAUUCAGAAGCUCCCCGAACCUCACAGCUCUGUCCAUGAGCUCUAAAGAAUAUACUCUAGAAACUAUGAGUAACAAUCAAACAAAUGCCAUUUAAAAGCCUUUGAUAUUGGUAUUUGUAAUUUCAAAAGCACCCAAUGUACCUCGACAUCCAGUCCAUCUGUUUUCAAAAUAUAAUUUUCUUUGAUCCUGUAAUCAGAUCACAGUAAAAAACAAACCGCUGUAAUAAAUAAAGCAUCUUAACCUUAGCUCUUUAAUCUUGUUUGAUGACAUACAGUUAGGACUUUGUUGUAAAGAAAUUAUAACGGGAUAACUAUGACAAGCUCUUUAGUUGUUUUAAUCAGGAUUUUGUGCAAAACUACUGUAAUGAUUUUUGAAUGUAAAAUGAUGAUGGAAUUAUUUUAUGAAAUGACUGAUAACAUUUUUGGUUGCACUGCUGCUUGUAAUACCGUAGUACUUGAAAUAAAAUAUAACUUGUAAUACAA